CGACCUGACGCGGAACAGGAUGAUGACGUCAGAGCGAGCGUCAUCAGUCCGCUGCUGAGGCCUGAUAAAAGAGACCGAGGACAAUUAUAUGUUUCUCUUGCUCUCAGAGUCAAAGAGUUUCUCGUGCAAACGAUAUCUUGACCUUGACGUAACACUUAAGUGUGGAGGGAAGCCAUGUGCAUGUGAUGAGUGCCAGAAGAUUUCCACAAUGAACCUUACUGAACCCAUGAGAAUUCACACUGCGGAGAGUCUCCCAGAAAAACAAAACCUUGAUGGACAGAAGAAAAGCCACUCUCUGGGAAGCUCCUACGAAUGUGAUCAAUGUGGGACGAGAUUCCCAUACAGAGGAAACCUUAAGAAACACAUGAGGACCCACACCGGAGAAAAGCCACACGAAUGCGAUCAAUGUGGGAAGAGUUUCACGCAAAAAGGAAACCUUAAAGUUCACAUGAAAGUCCACACCGGAGAGAAACCUUACACGUGUGAUCAGUGCGGGAAGAGUUUCGCACAUAAAGGAAACCUGAGCAUACACAGAAAAAUCCACAGCGGAGAGAAACCACACACAUGUGAUCAGUGCGGGAAGAGCUUCAUACACAGAACAACCCUCAACAAGCACAUGACCAUCCACACGGGAGAGAAACGGCACACGUGUGCUCAGUGUGGGAAGAGCUACACACAGAAAGGAGGCCUUAAAGAACACAUGAAGAUCCACACCGGAGAGAAGCCAUACACGUGUGACCAGUGCGGCAAGAGUUUCGGAAAAUCAGGCGUUUUUAAGGUACAUCUGCUUUCUCAUUCCAGAGAAAGACUGUAUAGCUGUGAUCAGUGCGACAAGAGGUUUUUUAGGCCAGAUUUCCUGAAGGAUCACCUGAAGGUUCACACCAAGGAGAAGCCUUAUGUGUGUUCUCUGUGUGGAAAGAGUUUUAGUCAGAUGGGAACUCUGAAAUUACACCAGAAAAGACACAGCGGUGUGAAGGAUCACGUUUGCUCUGAAUGCGGGAAAGCUUUUUUUACAGAAGGAGCGCUGAAAGUGCACGGGACGGUCCACACGAGAGAAACGCCUUACAAGUGUUCACACUGUGACAAGAGCUUCAAGCGCUCCGAAUAUCUGAGGAUCCACGAGAGGAUCCACACGGGAGAGAAGCCGUAUCGCUGCCAUUCAUGCGGGAAGACCUUCACUCAUUUCCCUUCUCUAACCGCUCAUAAAAAAAAAACAUGUCUGAAAUAUAUUACAGAGUAGUUUGUUAUAUUGAUAGUUGAGUAAUCAAAGCAACUAAACAACAUGAACAUUUCCUUUUAAUGAAUCAUUUUGUUAUCAUUAUUCAGUUUAAUAUGUAAUAGUUUUCCCAGGGCCUUCCAAGCACGACGGGAUAGAUGGAUAGGAGCUGCUAGCCGCGAGCGUAGACCGUAGACUGUAGUCGUGGAUGGAGGAGUCUGCCAGCUGGAGUUUAAACGGUUCGUCAUGCACAGAUAAAGGAGUAGCUGUUUGGCCGAAUACCUCCCUGAAGUGUCCAGUGAAUUGGGUUUAGGGGGGUGGUGACCACAGGGUUUAGGAGGGUGGUGACCACAGGGUUUAGGAGGGUGGUGGUGACCACAGGGUUUAGGAGGGUGGUGACCACAGGGUUUAGGAGGGUGGUGGUGACCACAGGGUUUAGGAGGGUGGUGACCACAGGGUUUAGGGGGGUGGUGGUGACCACAGGGUUUAGGAGGGUGGUGGUGACCACAGGGUUUAGGAGGGUGGUGGUGACCACAGUGUUUAGGAGGGUGGUGGUGACCACAGUGUUUAGGAGGGUGGUGGUGACCACAGGGUUUAGGAGGGUGGUGGUGACCACAGGGUUUAGGAGGGUGGUGGUGACCACAGGGUUUAGGAGGGUGGUGGUGACCACAGGGUUUAGGAGGGUGGUGGUGACCACAGGGUUUAGGAGGGUGGUGGUGACCACAGGGUUUAGGAGGGUGGUGGUGACCACAGGGUUUAGGGUGUUCCUCAGGGCUUCGGGGGUGUUAUAAACAGUGACUGGGAAGUCACCAACUGAUCCAGAUUGAACAGCAACUUCACUGCUGACUGAUCUCUAGCUUUUCUUUGUCCCAGUAUUGUGUUUCCUGAUACACUUUUCCCAGCUUCUGUUUUUUUCCAGUAGGACCACAUAUAAAUGAUUUCUGUCAUUUUAAAGAUGCUUGGUGCUAUAAGACCAAAUGCAGAUGUGUAAUUCACAUCCCAUAAAAUAAGAAAAUAAAGCUCUCUAUUCAGUGUC
Molecule: messenger RNA, 2252 nt
Organism: Puntigrus tetrazona (Sumatra barb)
Lineage: Eukaryota; Metazoa; Chordata; Actinopteri; Cypriniformes; Cyprinidae
Product: gastrula zinc finger protein XlCGF8.2DB-like
Exons: 2
Coding region: 89-1240 (383 amino acids)
Biological process (GO): regulation of DNA-templated transcription
Molecular function (GO): DNA-binding transcription factor activity, RNA polymerase II-specific; RNA polymerase II cis-regulatory region sequence-specific DNA binding
Source: RefSeq, a predicted model, not a curated record